AUGGGAUCAAUAGACAUCCCCCAAAGACAAACCGUUGCACUCGUGCGCAAUAUUGGUGGCAAGGUCGAGUUCGCAGACUAUCCAGUUCCUGUCCCAAAAAGCAAUGAAGUCCUCGCGAAGGUGCUAUACACCGGUGUCUGUCACAGUGACUUCCAUACCAGAGCUGGCACCGCAGCCGGCCCAGAUGGCAAUCCAAUCACAAAUAUCAAGUUUCCACACGUUGGCGGACACGAAGGCAUCGGUCGAAUUGUAGCCCUCGGUCCGGACAUCACGCACGGCACCGGCCUCAAGGUUGACGGGCUUGUUGGGAUCCGGUUCUCAAGUCGCAUUUGCCGACGUUGCGAGUUCUGUCUUGCGGGCACAGAACAGUACUGCGUACAGGGCACGAAUCAUUUGCAUCACGAGGAUGGAAGCUUUCAAGAGUACAUUGCGUUAGAUGCGGAUUAUCUAACUGUGUUGCCGGAUGACGUGGAUCCAAUGAUAAUGGGCCCAGUGCUUUGCGCAGGAUUAACCGCUUACAAGGCUGUUUUGAAUGUGGAUAUUCGUCCAGGAAGCUGGUUGGUGGUUGUCGGCGCCGGAGGCGGUCUGGGACAUCUGGCAGUACAGUAUGCGAAGGCACAAGGGGCUCUAGUUAUCGGCGUGGACACCGGUCCUGGCAAAAAGGAAUUUGUUCUAGGCGUCGGGGCAAAGGAAUUCAUUGAUUUUGCUACCGAAGAUCCUGUCAAGAGGGUACAAGAGCUCACCGGUCUAGGGGCGCAUGCUGUUGUUGUGACUGCCGGUAGCGCAAAGGCCUUUGCCCAUGCUUGCGACAUGUUGCGGGUGGGAGGCAGUCUAAGCUGCGUAGGUAUUCCUUCGGGUCGUCCAUCCCUUGAGACACCGAUCUGCACGAUUGUGCUCAAAGGGCUGCGAAUUACUGGCAAUUUAGUUGGUUCACUGAAGGAAUGCAUGGAGGCUGUUGACUUGGUGCGGCGGGGUGUCGUAAAGCCGGUCAUACAAGUUCGACCGUUCAGGGAGCUACCGCAGGUAUACGAGGAGAUGGAGAAGGGGGACAUCGCGGGACGUGUGGUUCUGAAAAUUGCAGAGUGA
Penicillium arizonense is the source of this 1086-nucleotide messenger RNA. Its product is annotated as zinc-dependent alcohol dehydrogenase. NCBI's taxonomy places the organism in Eukaryota, Fungi, Ascomycota, Eurotiomycetes, Eurotiales, Aspergillaceae. The transcript has 4 exons. Gene Ontology annotation, molecular function: oxidoreductase activity; zinc ion binding. The coding region runs from base 1 to 1086 and encodes 361 amino acids. The record is from RefSeq and is a predicted model, not a curated record.